Messenger RNA from Solenopsis invicta (red fire ant), 10800 nucleotides. It is a transcript of the gene unc-104, whose product is annotated as kinesin-like protein unc-104. Gene Ontology annotation, molecular function: microtubule motor activity; ATP binding; microtubule binding. NCBI's taxonomy places the organism in Eukaryota, Metazoa, Arthropoda, Insecta, Hymenoptera, Formicidae. Bases 540 to 5978 code for a protein of 1812 amino acids. The transcript is spliced from 29 exons. Gene Ontology annotation, biological process: microtubule-based movement. The record is from RefSeq and is a predicted model, not a curated record.
UGUGCGCGGGAGCGAGAUCGCGAUCAUUAUCCUCUCGUCACAAAGAGCGAGCGUACUCGGGGUCGCAGAGUCCCCGAGCGUGCAUUCUCGCAGUCAUUGCUGCGAAUUGAAGGUAGCCGCGAGCGAGUGAGCGAACGAGCGAGUGACAGUAUCGAGAAUCGAGACAGGUUCGUUUGUUCGCGGCGACGUUCACCGCGGGGAACGAACAGAAGCGAAGGAGCCGUGAGGCGAGAGGGCAGGCGUUGCAAGCCUCGGCCUCUCGUGCGCGCGAGAAUCCGAUAAUCGAUCGCGGGCGUCGGACCGCCGCGCUGGGGAAGUCGGGCAACCGAGUAGCGUCGCGACGCACAGCGUGCACGCUCGGCACUCGCCGCUUCCGUGGAUCGUGUUGGAGCACCGAGCCAGUAUGGCCGUAGGACCUCAGCUGUUUUCACGUCACUGCCUACGUAUCUGAGAAAGAGAACAAGAGAAGAAAUUAUUGCCAGUACCGCCGGCUUGAUCCGACGUUGAGUUGAAAAAAAGAGAAAAAAAAUACUGGAAAAAUGUCGUCGGUUAAAGUAGCGGUGAGGGUACGGCCCUUCAACUAUCGCGAGAUCACUCGUCAGGCACAAUGUAUAAUAGAAAUGACGGGGAGUACUACUUCCAUAACGAAUCCGAAAGCUACACCAGGAAGCAAAGAAGCAACCAAGAGCUUCAAUUAUGACUAUUCCUACUUUUCUAUGGACCCAAAUGAGGAAAACUACUCGACGCAGCUCAUGGUUUACAAGGAUAUCGGCGAAGAAAUGUUGGAACACGCUUUCGAAGGUUAUAACGUUUGCAUUUUUGCAUACGGCCAAACUGGCGCCGGUAAAUCUUACACUAUGAUGGGCAAGCAGGAAGAAGGGCAGGAAGGAAUAAUACCACAGAUUUGCAAGGAUCUGUUUAGGAAAAUCAGUUAUACGUCUAAUGAGCGAUUGAAAUAUUCUGUAGAAGUGAGUUAUAUGGAAAUUUAUUGCGAGAGGGUGCGCGAUUUGUUAAAUCCGAAAAAUAGGGGAAAUCUUCGAGUAAGAGAACACCCGCUAUAUGGACCCUACGUCGAAGAUCUUUCCAAGCUGGCCGUUUUGUCGUACGAAGACAUUCAUGAUCUCAUAGACGAGGGUAACAAGGCCAGGACUGUCGCAGCAACCAACAUGAACGAAACAUCUAGCAGAUCACAUGCAGUUUUCACGAUAUUCUUUACACAGCAGCAACAGGACUGUAUUACUGGUUUGAUGACGGAAAAAGUUAGCAAAAUAUCGCUGGUCGAUCUGGCUGGAUCCGAGAGAGCUGAUUCGACAGGUGCGAAAGGGACACGAUUGAAAGAAGGAGCUAACAUUAACAAGAGUUUAACGACUCUCGGGAAAGUUAUCAGUGCUCUAGCCGAAAUUGCGGCAACGAAAAAGAAGAAGAAAGCCGAUUUUAUACCAUACAGAGACUCCGUUUUAACAUGGUUAUUGCGGGAGAACUUGGGCGGAAAUUCGAAAACUGCUAUGAUUGCGGCAAUUAGCCCUGCCGAUAUCAAUUAUGAUGAGACGCUUUCAACCUUACGAUAUGCGGAUAGAGCGAAACAAAUCGUUUGCAAAGCCGUGGUCAACGAGGACGCGAAUGCCAGGCUUAUCAGAGAACUCAAAGAAGAGAUACAGAAACUACGGGAACUUCUAAAGCAGGAAGGCAUCGAUGUGCAAGAAGGGCCAGAUGGCAAAAUUACAUACGAAAAGAAAGAACCUAGGGACGAAAUUAUCAGAACGAACAAGCGGAACGAAGAAGACAAGGAAUCUCGACCGAGGCUUUCGUCUCACACUACUUCCACUAUUGCCGAAGAGGCGGUUGAACAAUUGCAAGCGUCCGAAAAAUUGAUUGCAGAACUGAACGAAACAUGGGAAGAAAAGUUGAAACGAACCGAAUCGAUUCGCUUGCAACGCGAGGCAGUAUUCGCCGAAAUGGGAGUCGCGGUGAAAGAGGAUGGCGUUACAGUAGGCGUCUUCUCUCCUAAGAAGACACCACACUUGGUGAAUCUGAACGAGGAUCCGCUCAUGUCGGAGUGUCUGAUCUAUUAUAUCAAGGAUGGAUUCACGCGCAUCGGUAGCGCUGAAGCGCAAGUGCCCCAGGAUAUCCAACUGUGUGGCCCACACAUACUUAGGGAGCAUUGCGUUUUCGAGAACCACGAGGGGAUUAUAACUCUCAUACCGAAGACCGGAGCCUUGAUUUAUGUCAACGGUCGCGAGGUAACCGAGCCACUUAUCCUAACGACUGGUUCACGUGUCAUCCUGGGAAAAAGCCACGUUUUCCGAUUUAAUCACCCAGAUCAAGGUAUGCGAUAUUUAAAUUUAUUUGUUAACGAAUCGCAAACAUCUAUUAAAUUAAAAAUAAUUGAACUUUUGUUUAAUAAUUGUACAGUACGCGAACGGAUAGCGAACGGGUCCCCGGCAGAAACUCCCGGCAAUAACGAACCAUUAGCAGAUUGGAAUUUCGCACAGGUCGAGCUAUUAGAAAAACAGGGUAUCGAUCUAAAGGUUGAGAUGGAGAAGAGACUACUUGUACUGGAAGAACAAUUCCGUAAAGAAAAGGAGGAAGCUGAUCAGUUGUUCGAAGAACAGCGAAAGAGCUACGAAGCGCGGAUAGACGCACUGCAGAGGCAGGUGGAGGAACAAAGUAUGACAAUGUCUAUGUACAGCAGUUACACACCGGAAGACUUCAACAACAUCGAGGAAGAUAUUUUCGUCAACCCAUUGUUUGACGCAGAGAGCAACUGGACCGAGAGAGAGUUUCAACUGGCCGCUUGGGCCUUCCGCAAGUGGAAAUAUCAUCAAUUCACGAGUUUACGGGACGAUCUUUGGGGCAAUGCGAUAUUCCUUAAAGAGGCUAAUGCUAUAUCUGUUGAACUUAAAAAGAAGGUUCAAUUUCAAUUUACCUUACUUACGGACACCCUUUAUUCACCACUUCCUCCGGAUCUUUUACCCGUCAUGGACGAAGAAGAGGAGGAUGAAAGGCCAUUUCCACGCACGAUCGUUGCCGUCGAGGUCCAAGAUAUGAAAAAUGGUGCUACACAUUAUUGGACGUUGGACAAAUUAAGACAGCGCUUGGAACUGAUGAGACAUGUGUACAACGAGGACUCGAGCCCCAGCACUCCGGAGGCCAAAGAGGAUAUUUUCCAAUGCCUUACAGUCUACUCUAAUCCGAAGUUCUCGCUCGCAAAUCUUUUGCCUUCGAGGCAAAGGCUGGAAUUGAUGCGCGAGAUGUACCACAACGAGGCUGAACUCUCACCUACAUCUCCAGAUUUCAAUAUCGAAUCGAUCACAGGAGGCGAUCCAUUUUACGACCGCUUUCCGUGGUUCCGCAUGGUCGGCAGAUCUUUUGUAUAUCUGAGCAACCUCAUGUACCCGGUGCCGUUAAUUCACAAAGUAGCCAUCGUGAACGAAAAGGGCGACGUUAAGGGUUACUUACGAGUUGCUGUACAGGCCGUAGUUGAAGAGGAAAACAGUGAAUACUCAAGUGGCGUCAGACAAUCAGCACGAAUCUCCUUUGAAGAUGACUUAUUUGGCGGGCACAAGCAUAACAAGCGUAGCUCGCUUCUGGCUCAAACUCUAGAGAAAAAUCGGCAGAUUUUGCUGCACGAGGAACGCGUGGUUGAAGGGCACAACGAGAUCAAUCAGAAGGACAUGAAGGACGAAGAUGAUAUAGGGGAUGCCGACAGUGGCAGAGGCGACAGUUCGGUCUCGAGCGACAUGAAGGAGGAAGAGUUGCCGGAUCACUUGCAACCUGGUGCAGAAUUCACUUUUAGGGUAACGGUCCUACAAGCUAUGGGCAUUUCCACGGAAUACGCUGACAUUUUCUGUCAGUUCAAUUUCUUACAUCGGCACGAUGAAGCUUUCUCGACAGAGCCGGUAAAGAACACGGGCAAGGGUAAUCCACCCGGAUUUUAUCACGUACAGAAUAUUACAGUCACGGUUACUAAAUCCUUCUUGGAAUAUUUGAAGACUCAACCUAUCGUCUUCGAAGUGUUUGGUCAUUAUCAGCAACAUCCGUUGCACAAGGAUGCGAAACUAGAAUACGUACGACAGCCACCAAAAAGGAUGCUUCCGCCAUCCAUACCGAUUAGCCAGCCAGUUCGUUCGCCGAAAUUCGGGAGUGUUCUACCGUCUCCUAGCACGUCGCAUGUGCACGCCAAGUACGACGUGCUGGUGUGGUUUGAAAUCUGCGAAUUGGCACCAAACGGCGAAUACGUGCCAUCAGUAGUAGAUCACAGCGACGAUCUGCCGUGUCGUGGACUAUUUUUGCUUCAUCAGGGAAUACAGCGACGUAUACGAAUCACUAUUGUGCACGAACCGGCCUCCGAAUUGAGGUGGAAAGAUGUACGCGAACUUGUGGUUGGCCGCAUUCGAAACACCCCGGAACCAGAGGAAGAAGAUAAUGAUUCGUCUGUGCUUUCGUUGGGUCUAUUCCCAGGCGAAUAUCUCGAAAUUCCUGGUGACGAUCGAACCAUGUUCAGAUUCGAAGCAGCCUGGGAUAGCUCCCUGCAUAACUCAACUUUGCUCAAUCGAGUCACGUCUUACGGAGAGCAAAUCUUUAUGACCAUCUCUGCGUAUCUCGAGCUGGAGAAUUGUGGAAGACCUGCGAUUAUCACGAAAGAUCUAAGCAUGAUCAUCUACGGCAGAGACGCGAGAGUUGGACCACGCUCGCUUAAACACCUAUUUAGUGGCAGCUAUCGCAACCAGGAAGCAAAUCGGCUCAGCGGUGUCUACGAAUUGGUGCUACGUCGUUCUUCGGAAGCAGGUAGCCCAGGAGUUCAAAGACGUCAACGUCGCGUCUUGGAUACGAGCUCCACAUACGUCCGGGGCGAGGAGAACCUGCACGGAUGGAGACCGCGCGGAGACAGUCUCAUAUUUGAUCAUCAGUGGGAGCUCGAAAAGUUAACAAGGCUAGAGGAAGUGGAGAGAGUGCGGCAUACAUUGUUAUUGCGGGAGAAACUCGGCAUUGACAAAAUACCAUUCUGCAAUAAACCUCUGCACGACUUUACGAAGAGCGAAAAGGAUGUCUGUAAUAUGGUGGCGAAGGCCACGAACGAGCCACAUGCCAGCCCGGUGAAACUGAAACGUUCGACGAGUAAAGACGUUUACGAACCUUGGGAAAUGACCGAAAGAGAGCGCGAAUUGACGACCAAGUACAUUAAACUCAUUCAAGGCAGAAUCCCGAGCAAGGAACCGAUAUUACUCUCCGAUGUUUCACCUGGCGAGGACACUAUAACCGAUUUAUCCACAUCUAUGAUGUCUUCAGUCAUAUCGUCCUCAUCUCAAGAGUCAGUAUAUGCGAGAGAUAACGAUUUCUUUGAGCAGGCUGCUGAUAUAAUAGUAUGGAGCAGGUCUAAGUCGUGCCUCCUUAGGUUGAGCUCACCGGAGAGGGCUAGGUUGCAAGAACUCCAGGAGAGUAUAUUGGCGAGCGAGUCGGCUAAUCAGACUUGCACUGUCGCACCACCGCCGCUCGGAUCAUCCUCGCCGUCGAAGGAAAAUUUGGUGUUAUAUGUACCAGAGGUGGAAGAGAUACGUAUUAGUCCGGUCAUCGCGCGGAAGGGUUACUUGAAUGUUCUCGAACACAAGACCAAUGGUUGGAAGAAACGUUGGGUGGCUGUCCGCCGACCGUAUGUUCUCAUUUUCCGAGAGGAGAAAGAUCCUGUCGAGAGGGCAUUAAUUAAUUUAGCUACAGCUCAAGUCGAGUAUUCCGAGGAUCAGCUGGCCAUGGUGAAAGUGCCGAAUACUUUCAGUGUCGUUACCAAGCACAGAGGAUACUUGCUACAGACUUUAGGCGAUAAGGAGGUCUACGACUGGCUGUAUGCGAUUAAUCCUCUUCUAGCUGGUCAAAUUAGGUCAAAGCUUGCCCGCAAAAGUCCGGCUGCUCCGAAUUUAAGCAACGGUGCGCCAAUUGGCAUAACACCGCAGUUGGAACAGCAGAGCAAUCAGACCAAGUGAGUGGUCGACACUAUGGCCGGGGUAACGAGUGCAAUAGCGAAGGCGUCGGAAAGAAUGCUGUAUUGGUCACACUCGGCCUUAGAGUCCCAAGACUUCUGUAACUUUCGUUUCCCGCUGAUCUUUGAUUGACCGGCUGGAGACGUCUCUUGAGACUAUCCAUGAUCGGCAGCAUAUAAUAUCGACGUUUUACUUUAUACAGCGUCCCCUUAGCACGUUGUAAGGCAGUCAGAGCGGGAAAAAAAGAAGGAAAAGAAGAUGGUGCUCGUCUUUCGAAGAAGUUACAAAUGCGCGUACAAAUGCAUUCGGUUAUACUGGAAAAAAUUCGUUUUUGAGUCUCUCCGUACAUUUCGAACUCACUUUCGAAGUGUUCCCCACGUCGACGAGACGAGAUCGCGCACACACGAGCGUGCGAAUGUUUUCGUUGAACUUUCAAUUCCGUAACGCGUAACAUAUAACGAAAUUAUGUGGUAUUCUUUAUUUAUGCGACGUGCGAGGAAAAUAGAAAAUGCAUUUAUGCCUAAUAAACAUAUUCCUAAGACGAUCACUGAAAAUCGGGUAAGAAAUACACGUUAUAGAUAUAUCUAUAGAAGAGGAAGUAUGCAAGAGAAAGUGAGAAAGAGAGGGAGAGAAAGAGAACAAUAUAAAGAGAGAAAGAGAGAGAAAACGAAAUAAACAAGAGACAAGAUAUUAAUAAUUUCAUACGCAAGCUUAUCGAUCGCUUAGUACGCGAAAGAUUAUUACGACGGAGAAAAAAAAGGAGCGUUAACAUUUUGUAAGAUGAUUCAGAGGCAAAUCGUUAAGAUCCGUUUAAGAUAGUACUCUAUCUAAGCAUUUUAGCAUCGUGAUGAUCGUUUAAAAGAGUAGAGACGAUUUUCUAUGAAGAUUACAUUUCCAUUUUUUUCCGUUCACUAUUCGUUUUCUUUUACUCGAUCAAGUAGAUUACACAUAUACCGAUACUGACUAUCCAAUUUCCAUAUGAAAGGUCGUACACGCUGCUGUACACGCAAUCGAUCGGCCGUCGCUCGAUGAAGAUUUUAUCUUCUUAAUUAAGGAUUCGUAAUUUUAGUUGCAAUGCGCACUGUAAGAUGGGAUAAUAUUGCUUCAAAGUAACACUAUAUAAUUUUGCAUUGGAAUGAAAAAGAUAUAAAGACUAAGAGGCGACGAAAGUAAGAGAAAAGAAGAGAAUCAUCACUCCUUAGGUGCAUUAAAUUCAUAAAAUAUUUUUUUAACAUAGUUUGAGACGUUUUUUUGCAUUGCAUCACGCUGUUAUUUUUGAUACAGAGUAAUUUUAUCCUGUCUUAACAUAUUUGCAAUUUUCUGCGCAAAUUUUUUAGUACCUGGCAGCUACCUGACAGCUUUAACUGUAUAAAUGGAUAAAGAGUUUAAAAGCAAAGAGGUGCAAAAAACGAAAGUCUUUAAGAACAAAUCGAAUACACAAACAAUAACUAAGCAUUUGUAACUCUUUGUUUCUAAGAAUCUUUGUUCAAAAAUAAUAGAAAUCUUGCAACGAUAAUAACAAUUUGUAUGAAAUUUUGUUACAAUUUUAAUGUGGAAUUAUGAGACUUAUAACCACAUUUUUUUCUUUAAGUCAGAAAGCAUAUGUGAAUGCAUUUUAAUACAAGUUUAUAACGUAUAUAAAAAUAUUAUUAACAAAGAUCGAAAUAAAGAGAAAAAGCAAAAAACUGCAAAUUUUAAGACAAACUGCAAAUCUUAAUGAAGUCUCGGAUUGUUAUCGUCGUUGCGACAGUGUUUCAUUGAAGAAAAUUAAUAUUCUAAUAAGCGGAAAAAUAGUAUUACUGCAAAAACUUCUUCGAAACACGAAUAGUUGCGCGUAGUCGGCAAGCGGCACGGUCGGCAAGAUGACGUAAGAAAUUUUCCAUUUAUAAUCGAUCGAGACCUACGUUGAUACGAAGCUAGGACGAAGCUUGGGGGUUUUCGCAUUUCGUAUUUCGCAGCAAGUAAAAUAGAUAAAAAUUACGCUAAUCUAUGGAUAUAAACGUCACACUCAGACACACCGUGUUUUCAUGUCUACUUAGAGUUUAAGCUCCUCGAAGACAUUCGCCACGUAGUAGGUACGGCAUGCACAUCUUUGGACCUGUCUGUAAGGAAUGCGCGUCGACAAACAUAAUUAAUGACUCCACGAGGAAAUAUUCAAUUUUGGAUUAUCGAAUUUAUUCACUUGCAGUUUGAAUGUAAUGAAACAAAAUUGAAAAUAUAUAAAGACAAAAACUUUUUUUAAGAAGUUAAAAUUACAGAAAAAAAUUAUAUCAUUUGAUCCAAUUUUCUUAAAAGCGAACGAUCAGCUUCUCCAAUUCCUUUCCUCUCCAGAGAGAAACAAAAGAUGAACGGUAGUCCGAUGUUUAAAAUUCGAUAACCCAAAAUUGAAAACUUCCUCUAAUAAAACGAUAGACGAUUGUUCCGAGGCUUUUACUAAUUUCUCUUACGUGUAACAAAUUUUGAAUAAUGGGUGCGGCUUUACAAAUACAUGUGUCUACCGUGCACCUCUCAUGACGGAGAACUCUCAACAACUUUGAUAUUAACUCACGAUAUAUGCGACUGCGGUGUCCAAAUUCGAGAUAUAAUCGAAGAAGGACUCGUUCUCUUGAUAUAUAUUAUAUAUAUAUAUAGCCUUUCACGAUGGUUGACAUGUAGUACUGAAAUAUUUCAUGCACAGCAAAAACCCGAUUUGUUUGGCUGCGUCCUAUCGAAUACAUUCUCCAUUGCUCACAUCACCAAAUCUAUCGAAAAAAGAUUUUGUAAAACGACUGCUACCAAUUCUCUUGGCAAAAUGUCAGCAGAGAUAUAAUGGAAUAUUAUAUUGAUUGCAAAAACCGAACAGAAUUUUGUAAGCAUUUAAAUGAUAUAUUCAAUUUAAAUUGGCUACGUUAAGCAGAAAAAGUAACAUUGCAAUUGCAAAAUUGUAAGAUUCUUUAAUGUAAUUAGUUUAUACAUUUAGAUCUAUGAGGAACUAAGGGUAAGAACCAAUUAAAGAAUCUUACAGUUUCAAAACUGAUUUUUCUACCGAACGCAACCAUAGUUAUGAAAUAACAUCUUACUCGGUUUUUGAAAUUUACUGUUAGAUUAUGUCAGUAGAGUCUGUUAGCAGAACACAAGCUCAACAUAAAUGCAAUUGAUGCCAAUAUCUAUAAAUAAUACUCAACUCGAAUCUGCUAACAAACUGCUAACAAACUGCUAUUGUUAAUUGUUUACUGGGCAGAUUUUUUUGCAAAAUAUCUGCCAUUUAUUCAGCAAAAUGCCAGUAAAUUGAUUACAAAAGCCGAGUAAAAUUCGAAAUCAUUAUGAAAUGAUAAAUUUUAUUCGGGUUUUGCUAACAAUUUGCUAUUUCUAUAAUCUAUUAUUCUAUUAUGUCGGCAAGCUCUGUUAGCAGAAUACAAACAAUGCGGAUACAGUUGAUCUGUCGCAGAAUUUUCUGACAAGUUAUUAGCAUGCCGCUAACAUUUUGUUUACUGGGGAGUAAACACCCAUGUACAAUUGAAGGUAUACGUGUACACAUAUUUUGUAAUUAUAUAGUGGACUCUAUAUCGCUUCUUCACAUUCCGCGAUUGCUACUUGGGAGCACGUCUGCGGUUCGGUAUAAGUUCUACAUAAUACUCUUUAUCACCCAAGUGUUAUCGUACUCCUUAGUUACUGUUCUUUCGAUAGGGAACCUCAUUCGAGCUCCUUUCGUAAGUGCGAAAUGUUCUUUAAAUGUUGCCCUUCCAUCGAAGUGGUCCAUCGAUUUCGUGUACCUUGAUGAUGUCUCUCAAGGGACAAGAUUCCGACCAAGAUUGUCUAAGAGGAAAGAUGGUCUCGACGUGUAAGUCGAUAUCGGAAUUUAACGGAAAACAAUCAUGAAUUCCUCGCUUGAUUCUAGUCAUAAAGGCGCUUCGCGCGUUUGAUCCUGAGAGGCCGAUUAUAUUUUUUUUUCAUUUUUCUCCGAUCGCUCACACACGAUUCUCGAUCGCGGCUUCACACCCGAGUGUAAACGCCCCGCCACCGAUUAUCCGUUUUCGCUUGCUGACUGUUGUAGUUAUCUGAUAGUUUUAUUUUGUUAAUGACACCACCGUAUGAUGUAUCGAGAAAUAAAUGCAUAAAUAUAUAAGUUGAACUCUAGACUCUCUAUCGACUAUGCCGAAGAGCAAAGUGAUGUACACGAUGAGGAGUAGGUGAAAGAGAAAGGACGAAAAGAGAAGUGCGUAUAUUACGAAAGGAAUUUACAUCGCAUUUAAGAGUCGUUGGAGAGAUUAAUAAUCAUUGUUAUUAUUAGAUGAAAUAUAAGAAAAAGAAACGGACAUGGCGAGAAUGAGAGUGUAAAAGAGACUGAAAGACAGGGAAAGAGAAGAAAAAGCGCGAGAGAGAGAGAGAGAGAGAGAGAGAGAGAGAAAGAGGACCCGAGUGGAAAUGCGUGAAAGGAGAAAGUAUGUGAGAGAGCGCGAGAGGACACGUUCGCUUAUAUAUAUAACACAAAGUAUAAAUUAUAUAAAGAUAUAAAUAAAUUUAAUGUUACUUUAAUAAAGCAUUCCUUUGUGAAACAUUCGUGGAUCACCGCGAGACGACACGAUGAUGGGAUGGCUAACGACGCAAUGCGAUCUGUACCAAGUAUAUAAGUUCAUGUGUUUGUUUGUAAGGUAACCGGAUAUCCGUUACGAAAUAACGUUUUCGUUUGACCGUUUGCUAUCGGAAACGUGCAUCGAUGCUGUAACUAGUAUUUAUUAUAAAUAUUUAUUAUAAAUAUUAUAUUAUGGUUAUUCGAAUAUUUCGCUAGGCUCACUGUAAGUGGUAACGUGUAAUAAAUCGGUCAAUAAAAAGCUUAUAUGCUUAA